Chondrus crispus (carragheen) is the source of this 1029-nucleotide messenger RNA. RefSeq lists its product as hypothetical. The transcript has a single exon. Lineage: Eukaryota; Rhodophyta; Florideophyceae; Gigartinales; Gigartinaceae. The record is from RefSeq and is a predicted model, not a curated record. Gene Ontology annotation, cellular component: endoplasmic reticulum membrane; Golgi membrane. Gene Ontology annotation, molecular function: UDP-galactose transmembrane transporter activity; UDP-glucose transmembrane transporter activity. Gene Ontology annotation, biological process: UDP-galactose transmembrane transport. The coding region runs from base 1 to 1029 and encodes 342 amino acids.
AUGACCGUUGAGACUGCCACCGCGCCCAAGCCGCGCAUGCGUCAAGAGUUGCAGCUUCUCAUCUGCGCCGCCGGCAUCUACCUCUGCUACCUGCGCUACGGCCUCCUCCAGGAGCGCAUCUACUCGCACCAGCACGGCCCCGCCAACGAGCACUUCCACUUCACCUCCUUCCUCCUCCUCAUCCAAACCUUCGUCAACGCGCUCGCCGCCGCUCUGGUCAUCCAGCUUGGCUUUUUCCAACCGCCCGCCGCCUCCGCGACCGCCACCAAGCACAGUUUUCGCCGCGCGCUCCCCGAGUAUGCCAUAGUCUCGCUCACAUACCUCUGCGCGAUGCUCUUCUCCUUCACGGCGCUCAAGUACAUGUCGUAUCCGAUGCAGGCCCUGGGCAAGUCGUGCAAGAUGAUACCCGUCAUGCUGAUGGGCGUGCUGAUCCGGAAGCGGCGCUACCAGCUGCGCGAGUAUCUCUGCGUGGCCCUGGUCACGCUCGGCGUCGCCCUGUUUUCGUGGAAGUCCAACAAGACUACCGUCCCCAACUCCCCCAUCGGCUUCGCGCUCCUCUUCGCCUCGCUCUUCAUGGACGGCGUCACGGGCCCGCUGCAAGAGCGCCUCGUCGCGCGCCACGCUCCGUCCACGCACCAGCUCAUGUUCUGGCAGAACAUGUGCUCCGCCGCAUGGCUGGCCGCCGGCUCGUUUGCCAGCGGCGAGGCUCAGGCGGCAAUCGACUUUGUCGUCAGGCAUCCCACCGUUGUGCCAGACCUCGUGCUGUUCGCCCUCGUGUCCGCCGUGGGACAGAACUUCAUUUUUUAUACCGUGCGCAACUUCAACGCGUUGGUCGUCACUACCAUCACCACUACGAGGAAGAUGUUUACGGUGCUGCUGUCCAUUUUUGUGUAUCAGCAUGCGAUGGUCGCGAGGCAGUGGCUGGGAUUGGCGCUCGUUUUUGUGGCCAUUGCUUGGGAGGCCACCGCCAAGCAAAAGGCGAAGAGCGCUGUUAAGGCGGCGAGUGUGGAGGCGAAAAAGGCCCAAUAA